AGGGGUGAGAGAGAGUUGCAGUUUGAAAGUGAGAGCAAGAAGAACAGGACAGGCUGCAAAUACACAGAAGGAUGUGCAUUGACUGAACACUGAGAAACAGCAUUGAUGGUUAAUUGUAAGAUGUAUUGUAGGUAGGCUAAGAGAGAGAAAUAGUGCAAAAGAAACUUAUUGGAGAGUAAAAGUUAUGAGGCAUCAAAUUGCAGGAAAGUAGGAGGAACGGAAUAAAGAGAGAUGGGAACAGCGUUUAACUAAGAGUAAACUUAGCAAGAGACUGACACACAUAGUGACAGAUAGACACAGUGACAGUCACACACAGUGACAUAAACAAAAAUAGAGACUCUGUAUCUGGCAAAGCCAAGGAUGCACAGCAGUUGGCGUGUGAUGAGAAAGUGACAUAAUAGGACACUCUUCAAAAAGAAUAAGCUACUGCCUUGCCAAAGAUUGUAAAACUGACUGCCCUGGUGAAUCGAGAACCCCAGGUGUUUACAGAGAAAAGGAGACUCCUAAGGGAUAACGUACUACCCACAAGUGUUCAAGCAAAGAAGCGGCAAAAGGAAUUUUGGUAAAAAAAAGACACCGAUUAGAGCGUGGCGUGGAGUAGUGAGACCCCUCUGGAGAGUCAAAAGUUGAAAAGACCCCCUUCAAGUGUAAACGGAAACAGAAAGACGCCUGGAGUCUACUGACGAGGAGAAAGACCCCCAAGGACUGUACCAGCGACUACGAAGUUAACGGAGCCACUCACCCCAGCUGGUCCCUGGUGUCCCCCAAUUCUCACACGUAACUGGCAUGAUGAAGGGGGGAUACUGUAGCCUCUUGAUUUUGGUCUGUCUUCUCCAAUGGUUAGGAGGGCAUCUUUGGUCAGUUGGUGCCAAAGGGACAUAUUACCCUCCACCACCCGCUGGCAGAUUCAUCCACAGUUUAUACACCUCUAAUUCUCAUCCUCAACCACAAGGCAAACCCAUUGGCAAGCACAGGUAAGGCUGAAACCCUCAUUGUGUGUAGCGAAACCAUAUAACUUUUCUCUGAACAUUCCUAUUCCAGAUGCCAAGUACUUGGCAGUGCCCAUUGAAUAUAAUUACUGUGAGCAGUGGGUUCCUACGGCAUGUUAUACACAAACUUGACAGAGCUAGGCGAGGGAAAUAUAAACAUGAGCAACAAGUGCUCAUUAUGAAUUAACUUCACAGCAUGUCCUUUAUCAAUGCGUUAUUCAGUGUCAAUAAAUUAUACAGGAUUUACAUAAACUGUGACUGACCUUUCAGCAUUGCUAUAAUAUGGAAUAGAGAUCAUUACUUGGGUUUAUUUAGAUUUAUUGGGGCUGCAUGUUUUGAGUAACUGAAUAGCCCGUAGAUCUGUGAUUAUCAUCAUCUUUUUCUUUAGCUGUUGUGGAACUAUAAUUCGCGUGAUGCUUAGCAGUCUGCCUAUAAGAAGAGUGAAGCGACCAUGGCUGGCUGAGCGUUACAUGAGUUGCAGUUGUACAACUAAAUAUUGACUGCCAGUUGUGUUCAACAUAGCUAAACAUUCAUGUGUUUAUAUAAAACUUUUUUAAAAAGCAGGCAGUGUUAACUAUUCUGCAUUACAGUAUCAAGCAGUGUGUUCACUUUGUAUACAAACACCAUACUUCAUAUCAUUGUGUGGAGCAGCAUUUCACUCCCCAUCAUCGAACAUGAACAGGUACACAGAGCCAUGUUUGCUUAUAGGUGUACAGUGGCAGGUUCAGUUCAGAUACAUAAAGGGAAUCAACACAGUAUAGGAGGAGACUAUAUGUAAAAGAAAAAAAAAAUACCACAACCAGAGGACAUAGUCUUAAAUUAGAGGGACAAAGGUUUAAAAAUAAUAUCAGGAAAUAUUACUUUACUGAGAGGGUAGUGGAUGCAUGGAAUAGCCUUCCAGCUGAAGUGGUAGAGGUUAACACAGUAAAGGAGUUUAAGCAUGUAUGGGAUAGGCAUACAGCUAUUCUAACUAUAAGAUAAGGCCAAGGACUAAUGAGAGUAUUUAGGAAAUUGGGCAGACUAGAUGGACGUGUGUGCCGUCACAUUCUAUGUUUCUAUGUUUCUCAGUAUUUCUGUACAAUGCUGGAGUUUAUACGCUGCUAUUUAUUAUACCUAGAACUCAUCAAUAGUGAUUGCACAUUGCUUUUUCAGUCAGUCUGAUCUUUCUAGUAUUUGGUUCUUUCUAUGCAUCCCUCCCCUCUAUCCUCCUAAUUCAGCUUCACUUGGGCCCCAAUGGAUCACGCCAACAUUUCUCUUUUCAUUCAGGAAUUACUGUAUGUACGUUGUGGAGAAGAACAUAACGUGCACUAUGCAGGAUGGGACAGAGCCGUACAUCAAGGCUGAGUAUCUGAAAUGCAGCUGGGGACCCAAGUGUCCGGGCACCGUCGUGUGAGUACCAUGAUUUGAAUUAGUAACAAGUAAAAACCUUUACCCACAUGUGCAGCCUUGCAGAGUACUUCUUUAUUAAUACAGAAUAAUAUGCAGAGAUACUCCAAGUGGCGUGCAAGUCAUUAACUCAUUACUAUUGCAACGGCAUCAGAUCAUUAACUCCAAUAAUCAGACCCAAUAACUCAUUUCCACUAUUAUUAUUUUAUUAUUUAUAUAGCGCCAGCAAACUCCGUGGCGCUGUACAAUGGGUAGUACCUCUUAGCUCAGCACUGAAACUGUUAAAAAUCGCACAAGCACAUUCUCUUGCUCAGUCCUCACAGUCCUGUGCCGGAAGAUUAGGUACCCAAUGGAAUCCUGAUGAAUGCUUUCUUUAUUCAUUUCUUUUAACUGAUGUGGUGAGCUUGCUCCCAAUAAACACACCAAAGCUAGCAGUCUCUGGCGAGUUGUAUUCCUCAGACCUUGAAUCAUGAAGAGUGGGGAGUUCGGGUUUCUCUUUGACCCACUUACUAAUGUUUUUCUUACUGCUGUUUUGCAUUUAAAGGUACAGAACAUUAUUCAGACCCAAGUACAAGAUUGGGUACAAGGUGGUGACUGAAAUGCAGUGGCGUUGCUGUGCAGGACAUUCUGGGGAUUCGUGCCAAGAUGGAUUCCCACCUCAAUCUGGCUUCAUGCCCCCUUACAUGGGUCCCAAAGCUGCCCCAAACCAGCGACUCUUCCCUCCUCCCAAGAGCCCACCACAGUAUUCCAAACCGCAGGAAGAGACGUUUCCCGAUGUUCCAACACAAACCAAGAAAUCUGGCUAUGGUAAGUAAAUGUAUUCACUCUGGUAUGUUGAUUAAUAAAAAGAACCUGCAUAUUUACUGACAAAAAAUUACAAAGUAACUUUGUGACUUUAAUGCAAAUUUAGAAGAAAAAAAGCUAGUCUAUAUUGGCCUGUGAUCUGUUUGGAAUGUUUGAGAUUUUUAUGUAAUACUUUUUUAUAUUUAAUUGUAAAGAGUUACGAUUCAAUCAAAGAUCUAAAAACCUAAAUUAUCAUGUUAAGGCACAAGUUUGCAAGUGAAAACUCUUUAAAAAGUAACCACAAAAAUGUGUGCGACGCUAAAUAGUCUGAUGGAUGGGUUUCCUCAGAAAUACAACUGCCAAUCCUUGGAAUGUAUUUUAUGAACCUUGACUUAUUCCCAAGUUGGUAACUGUCUGGAAACUCAGUCGAUUUUCCGAGUUAUACCCCGUACCCUCUAUUUAGCUUCUAGUAUUCACUUAACAUUGAAUGUGGCACAAUUUCCUGAAUGUUGAUUCUGCCAAGUUCAAUGUUAAGUCUAGGAAAUAGCUACUGGGCUACAUUCCAUAUUUUCCGAUAGUGGCAACUUUUCAGUUGGAGGACUUUAUGUGAAUGGAAGCUUGCUUGAUCACUUAAACAUGUCAUACGCAGAUUUCGCCCUCAAUAAACUAUAGCAGACUUUCCAAUAAUUACCUUAAAAAACUGGGUCAAGACACUACCCAAUGAACUUGAAGCAGGCUGCUGGCUGUCCUUGUCUCCCUUUUCCCAGUCUGUGCGGGGUGUACUGAAAACCUUGUUUUCUCCUCUGCUAGGCUUUAGGUCAUAAUAAUAUUUUUGUGUAUGGAUACACCUCUCAUGUUGAACCUCCGUAUUUCUCUCCUUUGGCUCAAGACAGUCCCUCUGCAUAGGGUAAUGUGUGAUAACUUUCCGUGGGACUCUGGACACCCUAAAGGUCUUUGUUGCAGGUCCAAUAACAGUUAGCAAUACCCUGCAGUGCAGCCAGUUGCACUUACUGAACAGAAAUGAUGUUUUAUAUUAUGGUGACAUAUUUUGAUGAUACUUUUGUAGAUGCAGAUUUUCACAUUUACUCCUACUAAUAAUACUAAAUAUUUCUGUAUCAAAGCUGAUAUGUCAAUUUUGGGGGUCUUUGCAUAUUUUGCAAAGACAUCAAAAUGAACAAAUCCAGUGUGGGUAUGGUGGCUGCGGGUGCAGGGGAGGUGAGCUAUACUUUAUCUGACCGUCCUUUUCGUCUCCUGGUGGUUCAGCUGCCAGGAGCUAUGUCACUGCUGUACUGUAGAUUUGGAGGAGAUCGUAGAUUUGUCAUUAGAAAAAGCCUGGAUCCCACAGCUUUCAUUAUCCUGCUGAAAAGGGCAACUGCCAUCUGGGAACACCAUUUCUAUGAAGGGGUGUAUGUGCAAGAAUCUCUAGGUAGGUGGUAUGUGUCAAAGUUACAUCCACAUGAAUUCCCGAACCCAAGGUUACUCAGCGGAACAUUGCCAGGAGCAUAACACUGCCUCUGCCUGCCUGCCUGCCUUCAGUGCAUCCUGCUGCCAUUUCUUCCCUUUGACACACCCGGGAAUCCACCUGAUCUAAAAGAGUAUGUGAUUCAUCAGACCAGACAACCUUCUUGCAUUGCGCCAUGGUCCAGUUCUGACGCUCACAUCCCCAAGCCUGGACAAGGGUCAUCAUGGGCACUCUGAGAAGUCUGCUGCACCGCAAAUUGUGUGUUCUGACACUUUUCUAUCAUGGCUAGCAUUAAAGGGACACUGUAGGCACUUUACCAACUACAUCUUAUUGAAGUUGUUAUAGUGCCUGCAGUCCUGCCCCUUCCCCAUCCUACCCCACAAAAAACAAUAUUAAAGUAAUAAGAAGGCUUGGAAGGGCAACUUCAAUCCACGUCUCCAAGCCCUCUGGAUACAAGAGCAGGGAAUCUUAUUUACUGCUUCCCAUACCGUAACAUACCGUGAUGUCACGCACGCAGGGUGUGCCGUCAUGGUCGGCCAGAGAAAAUCAUCAAAUACAAUUAUUCUCUAAGGAGGAAUUGUAGGGACAUUGCGGUGAGUGCCGUGCAUGUGCCCAUGUUACCCAAUGCUCCUCUAUUAACAAUAAUGAAUUGGCCUGUCAUCCACUACCGGAGGAGAAAAUUGCUGCAGCGCCGAGUGAGAAUUGGCGUUGGAGAAAGGGUUAGUAAUUUGUUUAUUUAUUUAUUUCGUUUUCAUUUUUGUUUAGAUUGGUAAGGGGCAAAAUGCUAAGGGGCACCAAUAAUGUAGGGUUAGGAUACAGAUAUGUAUUCCAAAACGCUACACUGUUCCUCUAAGUUUUUUCCUCAAUUUGAGCUAUAGUAACUCUUCUGUGUGAUCAGACCAGAUGGGUUACCCUUCACUCCCCAUUUCCAUCAAUGAGCCUUUGGCGCACGUAACCUAGACGCGGUUCACCGGUUGUCCUUCCUUGCACCACUUUUGGUAGGUACUAAUCACUGCAUACCAGGAAAACCCGCACAAGACUUGCCUUUUUUAGAUGUUCUGACCCAGUCAUCUAGCCGUCACUAUUUGGCCUUUGUCAAAGCCACUCAGAUUUUUUUAGCUUGCCCAUUUUACCUCCUACCAACACAUGAAAUUCAAGAACUGAUUGUUGACUCGCUGUCUAAUAUUUCCCACCACUUGACAGGUGCCAUUAUAACCAGAUAGUCAAUGUUAUUCACUUCAACUGUCAGUGGUUUUAAUGUUGUGGAUGAUCAGUGUAGCUCUGGCUUAUGUUGGAAUGCCAGUGAAAUUCCAAUGCAGUCUUAAUAAUUAUAUCAUAAAGAUGAUAUCUUUAUGAAAUACUAAAAAGUGACAGAGCCGCUUUAAAUAAAAAAAUGUGGUACUAUGUAUAUUUCAUUUUAUUUUUGGAAACUCCCAUUUUGUGCCAAACUAAUGUGUUAGCUAUGCAGCACAUGUUUGAAACAUAUGUUCUUUUCUUUUUUAAUGAACUGAACGUCAAAGUAAAAUUAUUAAAUGAUUAAAUUUGGGAGCAUCCGAUCAUCUUAAGUAGAGAAAGUCCCAGUCUGUUUACUAAAAUAAAUGACAUCAAAGUUUGAGAGUAAACUUUUUAAGCUGUCAAAUUCUUGAUUUUAUCUAACAUAAGAUCAUACUAACAUACUGCAUAUUAGUCUGUUCUAAAUUGUUUACUGUGUAAUGGGCAUUGAGUAGAACCCUCAGAAAUAUUAUCAAAUGAUUGUGACAACAGACUACAACCCGCCGCUUCACUUUAGAACAGUAUGGUAAAAAAUAAUUUUUCAUAUUAUUUGAAUUGUGGGGAAUAGCAGAGCGUGGUUUAGGUCUGUCCCAAUUUCCACUUUUUUUUGUUUUGUUUUAUAUUUUCACAGUGAGAAGACGCCAGCGGAAGCGCCUCUAGUGGCUGUCAAUGAGACAGCCACUAGAGGCUGGAUUAACCCAUUUAUAAACAUAGCAGUUUCUCUGAAACUGCUAUGUUUACAGCUGCAGGGUUAACCCUAGAUGGACCUGGCACCCAAACCACUUCAUUAAGCUGAAGUGGUCUGGGUGCCUAUAGUGGUCCUUUAACUGCUUAGUUUACAUCCUAAGAAGACAGUCACCUGUAUUGGCUUUUAUAGAUGUGGUAAUAGGUAAGGCGCCAAACCAGUGGUCCAUCAUUGUCCCUUUGCAUUUUUGCCAUUAGACCAUACUUGCCUUUUAACAACUUCUUUUCUCCCACCCCAACUCAUGCUAUCCUGAGAAUAUCACAAUUACUACAUAUUAUUAUUUUAUUAUUUAUAUAGCGCCAUCAGAUUCCGUAGCGCUGUAUAUAUAUUAUCAUGUAAACAUAUAAUUAAGGAACAACAAUAUGCCAUUUACAAUUUGAGCCUUAGUGAGCCUAUGCUAGAAUGGAAUUCCAAUAUGGUCCUAAUAGCCUAAUCAUUACUCAUUAAUGGGUUAAAGUGACUAAACACUAAGGGUUUGAUUAAUAUUUUAUAGUGUGUUGUGGUUGGUGUAAUAGUGUUUAAAAGAAGAAACUAAAUCUUUCAUUAAACCAUUCAGAUGUAGGUAACAGACAUUUUUAUUUAACUAUGGGAUCUCUUAAGAAGCAGAUGUUAUUUUUAAAGAGAUACAUUUGUUAAAUCAUAAACUAUUCAGGCCCCUUUCAUUGACUCAAAACUUGACUUAACUGCAGUCAAGAUAUCCCACCUUUUGGCUGUUAUAUAUCUACUUUCUGCAACCUCUAAAUAAAAUAUGGUUCAAAUGAACUAACCUCCUGGCAUCAAAUCUCCAGUAUUAUUGACACACAGUUUUAAGUUAGCUAUAUGUAAGUCAUACUAUAUUAGUGACUUGGAAACAGUGGUCUCACAAUGGCUCAGACUUUAGUAAAUAUCUUCAAUGGACAGAAUUGGUAAACCCCUAUAUCCUAAACCAUUGAUGGUGUAUCUGCUCGAUGUGACAAUGCAUAGCUGAUUACUGCCUCAAAAUUGACAUACUUCAUGGCCAAGUCAAACUGACAUAUAUGAACCAAUGGCAACAGAUAUAUAUGCCAGAAAAUUGUUAUUUUUUUUAGGUACAUCAUGUGCAUUUUCAACUGUGAUUCAAUGUGAUGUCAUAUAUUAUUAUUAUUCCCCAGAAAUGUUAGGCACGUAAAUAGCAACAAAAAUAAAAUAAAUAAUUGCUGUUGUUUUAUGUGUUUCUCAAAGACUUUGUUCUUAUUUCCCAACAAGGUCGAAAGUUGUCUCCUGUUUUUGGAGAACGUCUGGAACGAGUGGAAGAAGAGGUCCGUAGACUAUCUCAGUCCUAUGAGAGCCUACAGGGAGUGGUGAACAGCCUUGGGGAUUCACUUCGUCUCACAAUCCAGGAGGACACAAGCAAGAUGAUUGGUUCCCUAGUGAGUGGACCAAGUUCCUCAUCACAUUCUUCAGUUGGAUUCGGGGUAAUCUCUGAUACUCUAGCUGAAGCCCCACACGUAACUGGAGACCUUUCAGGUCGAGUGGCUGAGGUCAGUGAAAUUCUACGUUCCAAAACAGAGUUGCUAGAGGAGGUGAAUGGUAUGGUGAUGGGACAUGAAGCACAGCUACAACACCUACUGGAGGCUGCAAGGCCUUCUCCACUCACUUCUACUGAAUUGCUUGAGCAAUAUCUAGAGGGCAAGUUAGCAGAGUCCCGUGCACAGCUUCUGGAUGGACUGGAAGCACGUUUGCAGAAGAUCCAAGGUGCUUGUGAUGUCAAGGUUGAAGCAGCGAGAAAAGAAUGCCAGGAUGGAGAUUAUGCAUCGGGGCAGAAAAUGCAGCAGGAAAUGGAUGGGCGUGAAGUAAAGAUGAGAGAGGAAAUGUCUGAAUUAAAUGCCAGAGUGCAGGGGCUUAGUGCUCCUGAGGGCUGCUGUGGACGUUUGGAUGAUCUAAGCAGACGGGUGGAUGAACUAGAGCGUGGAAUGCAUCAGCUAACAGAAGAGCAUCAUGCUUUGAGCCAGAGGUUUGAUAUGGAGUUGACAAGGCUUGUGAUGGAGCCUCAAAUUAGUGUAAGAUUGGAGGAAGUGGAAGGAAGGCUCAAUCUCACUGAGGAAGGUAUUAUGAGGUGCUGUCAAGAGGGAGGAGAGAAAAGUGAGAUACUUACAGAAUUGGAUGGAGUAAGAGUCUCUGUGGAUGACAAACUGAGAAUAUUGGAAGAGAGACUUCUCACUGCUGUGGGAGAACUAAGCAAUGCUUCUACACCAUUCUCUGUGGAUGGGGCUGUAAUGCCACUACUUGAAGCCCAGCUUAUAGGUUUAAAGAAGGAAGGUAUGGAAGGCUUAGCAGGUUUAGAAAACAGGAUUGCUGCAGUUGAGGACCUUUGUGCUGCUGGAUGUUCAAUACCUAAUGGAGAUUCCCUGCUGGAGAUCCACAGUGAUCUUGCAAAGUGUCAAGAGCAGAAUCAGGAUCUCCGAUCUCAAAUGGGUCACCUCAAUAACACUAUUGUGGGCAUCAAAAGGCAGCUACAAAGACAGCAGGAAGAAGCCUUGCAAGGUGAGAUCACACUAUUACAGGUUAACCUGCGGAAUGUAGGACGUUCUCUGCAUGGCCUCGAGGAGACUGUUACUAGGUAUGCAGAUACUGUCAUCCAGGUUAACUCCACUGCAGAGGAACGAGGGAGCAGGCUAAAUGAGGAAAUUCAUGUAAUUCAUAAUCAAGUGGAAGGGCAGAGCUCCCAAAUCCGUUCCGGCAGGGCACAAUUGCUUGGACUGCGAGGAGACAUGGAAAGGAUGAAGGCACGGCUUGCAGGGCAGUUGGGCAGCUGUCAGCACGUAGCUCGGGAACUGCAAGGGGAAGUAGCCCAAUUUGAACGAAGAGUUUCACAGGUGGAGAGCACUUGUGGAGGACAGGAGGAAACUUUGUUUAGUUAUCUGGACCAUGUCAAUAGUACUCUGGCAGCCCAUGAGCAUGGUCUAAUAGCGCUUAGACAUGACCUGGGUAAAAUCACUCAAGACGUAUCAAACUUCCAGCCAUCACCAAGCACUCAAUCCACCUCUGGAAGGAAAUAGCACUUGAGGCUGAAGGAAGUAAAAGCUGUAAAAACUGAGAAAGCUUCAGGAACCAAUGCCUUUUAAGGUGGAGAUAAACUUUGAAAUACAUAAGGCCCAGAGGGCACGCAGGGGAUAUCCAAUGUAUAAUGGGCAUUGAUCCUUUGGUUCUGGGGCAGCUAUGUGACUAUUCCAUACCCUGCGUAAAGGCCUGUGGCUGUGUCAAAGACAGUGGGAGUGCAGGGAGACAUUUGGUGCUUGGGCAUUAUUAACCUACCAGGGAGAUCUGACUUGAUUUUCUGAAAAGCAAUGCUACAUUUAAUACACGUGAGACUUUGCAGGCGAUUGUAUACCGUCUCAUCAUGGUGUCAUGUAGUGUUUUAAACCUACAGCUACCCCUUAGUCCAUAGCGCUGUUGCAAACCAGUGAUGUUUGGACUCAGCCAGCCUUGGGCUUUUAUUUAACCCCUUAAGGACACAUAACAUGUGUGACAUGUCAUGAUUCCCUUAAGGGGUUAAACAAGAUUAAAAAAAAUUCCAAGUUGCGAUCCCACGUCUAUCUGCCGCAGAGGCAUGAGAACAACAUUUUGCAGUAACAGUAUUAUUUAUUGGCAUAACCUUGAUUUUUUUUUUUUUUAAUAAAAACAAAACAAAAAAAGAUAAUGGUUUUUCAACCAAAAUCAGGGACCACUUGUGAUUGGUAUUUUAACGAUAUCCCCACUGGAACAGAGUUGAGUAAUCACUAGAUCCUGGGUUCAGAAUCAAUGCACUAGACUAUUGAUAUGCCUGAGAUUAAUUCUUCUUUGAUGGAUUUGACCAAAGAAAAAUAAUUGCAUGCAUGGCAACAACGGGCCUUUAUUAUUAUAUUAUAAAACCUCGCUGUAAUAUAUAUAGUAUAAUAUUAUAGCGAGGUUUUUCAUUGAUUGUACAUUUGCUUUUGUAAAAAUCCCUUUUCAGAUACGUGCCUGUUCCUCGCUAGGUUUUCUUUCCAAUGCUUAAUUGAAUGACUAGUAAUAAUCUGCCGCUGCUCAGUUAGUGACACGUUUGGCUAACCAUUAUGGGUAUUGUAGAAGCUUGUAGCGUGGCUCUGUUCUGCUACUUACUGUAUGAGUCAUUCGGCUUGGCUUAGUAUCACGGGAAACUCUUUAGACUUUUUAGACCAAUGAUGAACUUUUGGCACUACUGCUGUUGUGGACUGUCAUAUCUAGUCAUUAAUCCACGAGCCUAUUCCGCCACCUUCUGGACUCUGUUGGAAUUGCAGAACACUGAAGGUAUAUGUUGGCUAGCAAAGUUAUUCACUAAAGUAUGAAUUCAAAGUGGAUUCCAAAAUAAUUUCAAAUUUAUGGCCUUUGAAAUUUGAAUUUGAAAUUAACUCUUAUUUCCCCUUGAAUUCUAACUUUGAAUAAUUGUGCAAAUUGUCUAAUUUUAUAUAAAAUCCCAGGUAUAUCCUUUUCCUUUGUCUGCAAAAAUGAAUAUUUAGGAGGAGAUUUAAGAAGUCAAAAACAGCUGUUGGUUGGGGUAAAGUGCUAAAUAAGGAGCAAUCACCAUGACAAUAUUUCUUAACAGUUAGUAGUUUACACCCAAAAUAGCACGUAUUUUGCCUUGAUAAUCACCUCCUUCCCAUUUAGAACUUUUGGUGCUGGCAAUUUAAGUAGUUAAAAUACUAAUGUCCUUCUUGCGGAGAAUUUAUUAUGUUAAUUCACGUUUAUACAUUUCAGUGUUUUUAACCUAGGUCUGCAAGGCACACAUUGAGUUUUGAGGUAUUCCUGCAUUAGCACAGUUCCCACUGAGGACAAUUUAGUCAUGAAACCAGUCCACCAGUCAUGAAAAGAUCAAGUUUUUUUUUUUUAACGAAUGGUAGCCAACAUUUGAAUACAAACUGCAUUGAAAGUAAAUGAUCAGCUCGGUGUCUUAUCCCAUGGUCGGGGACAUCAUUUUAUUUAAAUUGUAUUAAAAUUAUACAGCAGGGAUUUCAAAUCUUAUCAGCCGUGCUUGAAGACUGAAUUGUGUUACUUGGUCUAAACACUAUGGGGGCUAAGUAUAAGAAGCAAUUUUGCGAAAAGCUGAACAAUCCCUCCGCAAAUCAACGGGAUGUUCUUACCGAUUACUCCACUUAAAACUUUGCCCCCGUAUUGCCCAUUCUAUAUAUUCUUUGUUCUAUUGAUCAUAUUGCGCACGACUGUCUUAAAUAAAUGGCAACAUAAUUAUAUCAUAAAGAUGAUAUGGUCAUUCGUGGACAGAUGGGCUAUGAAAUUAUUUUUCUGAUACAGGAGUUUUAAAUUGGAGAGCCAUAAGAACACAGUGUUUUCAGGAUACCACUUGAAAUGUUGCGAAAUUUAGUGGUAUGCAGAAAAACUGUAAAACCUCUGGCAGGAGGAGAGAUGUCUAGGAUGCAGAUUGACACUCCCGCACUGGUUCUCCUGCCAAUAUCAACAUUACCACCGCCAAAUCUUUGACAAUUUAUAGACACAUAACAAAAAAUAAAUGCAGGCCUGAUGACGGUAAUCCUGUGUGUCUCUGUUUUGUUAUGUUAUUUUUUUUUUUAAAGAUGUUUAACAUUAUUUUUAAAUAUGAACUGUAAAAGGUAACAGCAGCCGGAAACAAGAUUGUGAUUUGUUUUGUAUUUUUUAUUUUGGUUGUUAAUGGUCCUGAGAAAUAUAACGUGUAUUGCUGUUUUCUAGGUUCAAUAGAAAUUAAAAUAUUUUGCUGGAGUGAAAUAAACCUAAUAUUGGUCAUCUGUGAAACUAUGCAUUUUCUUAAUAUCUGUUUAUUAGGAGGAGGUGGGUGUCCUGAUGCCUGUGUAUUAAGAGAAGGCGAGAGGUGUGUGGUCCUAAUGUCUGUAUAUUAGGAACUGUAUUUUAUGUUUCUGUAUAUGAAACUCCUAAUGAAUCCUCUUGCAUCUCCCGGUUAUCAGCCAGGCAGUUGUAAAGUUUGGCAAGUUUAGCUCCGUGGAGCUAAACUCAAGUCUCUGGCAUUUACCCUGCUUUUGAAAGACUUCUCAAUGUGUUUAAUACAACUUGUUGAGGAGUCUGUGAUUAGACAGCUGCACACAUGCUCGGCUGUUCCACAAGGCUUCUCAAUUAGAAACCUCUGAUUGGGUAUUCUCCAGCAAUGAUGAGAAAAGUUUGUGUCAGGGGAUAAGGGGAGGGCCUACAGUAGCUGCAGAUUCUAAAUCUGCAGCUAUAUUUGUAUAUAUCCGCAAAAGAAACAUACAAAAUUAUUAUUUACAUGCAUGUUUUCUUGGGGGUAUAUGUAAUAAACUGUAAAAAAUAUUUUUUUCCCCCAUUCGAAUAUUUCUUUAAUGAUUAUAGCUGAGCAGACAGAAGCAUUGCCAGUUCAUCUUCAUCGAUGGUGGCCACAGUGUCCUUCCAGUAUAAAAAGUGAUUGAAUUCCGGUAAGUGUACAUCAGAGAUCGAGCAGGACAGGGAAGGAAACAUGACAUUCACCAGCUCACACAGCCCAGAAUACCUAUGGUUGGAAGUAUACAGGUUUGCAAAUGAAAGGAAAAAAAACAAUGAAAAAUAGAGUUAGUGAAAAAGAUGGAUAAGAAAAAAACAAUGUGUGCUGAAAAUCUACAGAAAUACAUAUCUGAAAUACUUUAUAAAUAUUAAAGUUAAUAACAUAUUGUGGUUACAAAUUUCCCUUUUGAUGUAUGAAUGCGCAGAACGUAUUGCAUUACUUUGAAAUUAGUUUACUGUUGCAAAAAACGACUUCUAGAAUGUAAUGUGUGGAUUAGAGGAACACUCCAAGCACCAUAAUCACUGCAUUGCUCUGUAGUGGUUAUAGUGCAUACCUGCCCACCCAUUGUAACUGUGUUAGAAUGGUUUGAUCUCUUACCUGGGGUCCAUCUGGUGCCUUUCCCAACCUCCCCUACUGACGAUGGAAAUCCACAUGCUCUUUAACAGGAGCUUCUGUUAGAUCUCCUGAGCUAAGCCCUAUAGUGCUAGGCUUAGUUCAGACAGGGCGCCAGAAGCUCUUUGUCUGCAAUAGUGGAGGUGGGGAGUGGCGCCCAGCACACCACAGCUAAGAAGCCCAACCAUUCAAGAACACUCCAGGGCAUUCCGAGCACCAUAACCACCACAGUAGUAUGUAGUGGUUAUGGUGCUUGCAAUGAAUUCUAUAGGUCAAGCUUUAUAAUUUUUUAAUGCUUAUGAUUUAUCAACAUUUCACUGUAUUUUUGGAAAUUCUAAAAUAUAUAUAUAUAUAUAUUUUUUUUAAAAUACCUUUUCCCUGACAUGCUGCACAUAACAGCUUGCCAGAGAUUUUGAACUAAAAUGUUAUCUGGCUUCCUGGAUGAAGAUCAAUCUGUGUGAAGAGCAUGCUUUUUUAUGAGUGUCACUCAUUUCAAGCGGUUAGUAAAUCUCCCACAUCUAAGAUAUAAUCUAUUUCAGUUUGCAAUGCUCUCUUAACCUAUUGCAGACUGAAGUGCCAGUUAGAAUUUGUGCACAAUGUGAUUACUGUCACUGUUACGGAAUGUAGCAUGGGCUGUGAAAAUGCUGUUUAGUAGAGGUUAUGAAAGCACAUGUAAAUGUGAUUUAUAACACUGGCUAUUUCAAUUUGCAAUUAGUACAUCUACUGUAAAGUACUGUACUGUACAUCCACAGACCCCAAAUAAUACACGUACAAAGACAGAGAGAUAAGACACGACAGACUGAUCUCCCGUUCAAAGGCAUUAAAAAGUCCCCUCCACACAAAGCCAGGGAUUACAGACCCCUUAUUCCCCUCAGUGCUGAGAGCCCACAAGGCAUUGCAGCUCUUAGUGCCUCCUCUAUUCUCUCCUCCAUCCAAACGUUUCUCUCCUUGACACUCCAAACUGGGGGCAAACAAAAUAUAUGAUUACAACUGGCCUUUUAGUUUGCGAUUGCAACUGAAAUGCUGGUUAGAAUUAUAAAUCUCUCCCUGACACACAUGCACUGGUCUUCUAAAAGGUGCUAUAAUAGCCUGGUGCAGGAAGAAGACCAUAGGUACAAGGUGAGAGAUGGGGUGAGUAGAAUCAGUUUCUACAGGUUCAUCUGAAUCAAAAUCCUUUUAUUCUACACCCAAACAAAACAAUUUGGCUGGGAUUUACCUGUGGGUCUUAUUCAAUGAAAAAGCCUAGAGAGCAGCAAUACAUUUACUUUACUUUGGCAGAAAAUACGUAUAUUUGAACACGCAAAAAAUAAGGCAUGUUAAUGAGGCCAAAUCCUGUCACAUGCAUUAAAGUUGUUUUGGUGCCUAUAGUGUCAUUAAGUGGGUGAGGACUCCGUAAAGUAGCAUGAGACCCAACUGGGGUCCUAACUGUGGGGUUUAAGUGGCACUGUCACAGUUUUGGGACUGUGACAUCGCUGCUGGUGGACCGGGGAGGGGAGGGGGAAGGUAAAGGUGAGAUUACUUACCUGAACCUGUCCUUCAUGGGCACCACCAUCUUGGCUGCGCUGCUCCUUUUGAACUCGCCAGGAGCAUACGUCACUGCUGUGCUUUCGCGCAUGCACAAGACUAUGUCAUUGAGGUUUGUGGUGAAUGACUGCAUGAUCCUCCAUAGACACAGCCAAUUGAUACAUGGGCUCCACCUUGUGUCAGGCAGAGGAGAAAUACAGAGACAUAGUAGUCCCUACUUUAUCUCUGUAUAUCUCUUGACUGGGUUGGAAUUUUAGUGAAAUUCCAACACAGUCAUAAUACGUAUUUCAUAAAGAUUAUAUAGUUAUGACAUUUUUAAUAUGGGGCUAACAGUGCCGCUUUAGAAACUACUGAUUUAGACAGGCAUGCAUAUAGGGUUGUCAGAUUCCACUGUACGUUUUGUCAUUAUACCCGUUACUGUAUGGGUAUAAGUGUAUAAACUGCUGUAGAAUCAGAUGCCUCUGCUUGCCACUGCACAAUGGGAGGAACAACUGACCCAAGCCAUAUACUCCUGUCCAACCAGUACAUGCACUUGAAGCUCCAUAUCACAUUCUUCCACACAGUCAGGUAUCGCAUCCCCUAUCACAUACUGCCACCCGGCAUCCUGUCUUGCCAUUUGUAAACCCCAACCCGCCAAGUCACAUAACACAUCCCAAUUCUCCCGCCAUUCAUAGAAACAUAGAAUGUGACGGCAGAUAAGAACCAUUCGGCCCAUCUAGUCUGCUCAAUUUUCUAAAUAGUUUUAUUAGUCCCUGGCUUUAUCUUAAGUCUAGAAUAGCCUGAUGCCUAUCCCACGCAUGCUCAAACUCCUUCACUGUUUUAACCUCUACCACUUCAGUUGGAAGUCUAUUCCAUGCAUCCACUACCCUCUCAGUAAGACAAUACUUCCUGAAAUAAAUUUUAAACCUUUGCCCCUCUAAUUUAAGACUAUGUCCUCUUGUUAUGGUAGUUUUUCUUCUUUUAAAUAUAGUCUCCUCCUUUACUGUGUCAAUUCCCAAUUUAUUAAUGGGUUAAUCCAGCCUCUAAAGCCUCUAGUGGCUGUCUCAUUGACAGCCGCUAGAGGCGUUUGCGUGCUUCUCACUGUGAAAAUCACAGUGAGAAGACGCCAGCGUCCGUAGAAAAGCAUUAUGAAUGCUUUCCUAUGAGAUAGGCUGAAUGCGCGCGCAGCUCCUGCCGCGCAUGCGUAUUCAGCCGAAGAUGGGGGAGAGGAGGCGGAGAGGAGGAGGAGAGCUCCCCGCCCGGUGCUGGAAAAAAGGUAAGUUUAACCCAUUUCCUUGCCAUCCAGCCCAGCGGGAGUGGGACCCUGAGGGUGGGGACACCCUCAGGGCACUAUAGUGCCAGGAAAACGAGUAUGUUUUCCUGGCACUAUAGUGGUCCUUUAAGCUGAAGUGGUCUGGGUGCCUAUAGUGGUUCUUUAAUUAUCUUUACUAGAAAAAUAUGUAGAAAGAGGUGUGUAAUUCAGCUGGAAAAAAACACCCCCAAAACAAACUUGCAUCCAGAUGCCACUACCCCUUGGCUCACUAUACACUUAGAUACACGUAUUUGGAACAAAUGUAAGGUUACCUUAAUAUAUAUAUAUAUAUGUAUAUAUUUGUAUUUUUUUUUUUUUUUUAAAUGUGUCUAUUAGCUUUUUUUGAACAUUAUUAAAAAACAAAACAUCUUUUAGCUAAUUUUUGCAAAAGGGAAAACAAAAAUUGCAACCCUGCUGUGAAACACAUUAUGCUGUGAACAUUUUGAAUAUACAUCUAACUAGUCCCCCCAACCCCCCACUUCCCCAACAAAUUCCUAAGGUUCACUUAUUGAGAGAGCCAAGAUGUUUCACAUCUCAGGAUAUACAAAACUGGAGAGAGAAAAAUACUCCCACCAAAUUUGUAGUGGUUGUGGGCUAACACAGGGCCUAACCAAGAGAAAGCAGAUAAUAGAGAGGGCUUGAAAACAGGUCUGCAAGGAGGCACACCUGGUUCCAGUCCUAUAACCCUAAUGGAAAUUACUAAGUAAAGGUAAAAACUUUAUUGUCCAAUAUAUAAACACAUCUAAAUAUCCCAGACACCAAAAAAAGUGAAAAAAUAAUAAUAAUGAAAAAAAGGAGAUGAUAGUAAGUAUAAGAAUAGGACCAACUACUGUGUACACAUGUGUGCAAAGCGUACUAAUUACAAAAUAGCCAGGUAGUGAUACUGAUGAAGUGGAAACAGUAUCUGAGGGGAGAUAUACAGUAUAUACAUAGGUAGAUGCAAUAAGGUAACCCUAGUCAUACUGGCCAAGUGGCAACAGAAUGGCUAUAUCUUAUAACUAGUCAAGCUCAAAGUAAUGUCAAUCUGUCUGUGUGGCUCCAAGUACAGCAGGAUCAAAUAGGUGUCUGGCUUGUCAGAGAGUAUCUGCGAAGUCCACAGCAGACCCCAGAUAAAAUAGAAUCAUGAUCGGGAAAACUGACAGUGGAUAACAUAAAAGAUUAGAUUGCUCUCCCCUAUUAUGAUCGUCUCUGACAGCACCUAAAUGUAGGUAACUGAGCGAACAGUUCGACCCUGAUAAAAUUCAGGGCAUAAGUUUUAAAGAGUAAAAAACAAAACCGGCUUGAAUAAACCUAUAUAGUGUUAGGUAUUUAAAAUCUGAAGUAGAUAUUUAGUAGAUAACCCCCAAAAAACAGGUUCUAGGAUAAGGUAUAGCAUCCAGUAUACUACUGCAGAUCCCUAAAUGGACUCUUAAAAUAGAUAGUGCACUAAUAAAUCUCUGGGUAAAUCACAGGAUAGAUUAUUCAGUACUGUGCUGGAAGAGUCCCACUAGAAUGGAUAGAGUAACUGAAUGCUUAUCAUAUUUGUAGUGUCUGGUAUUGCUCAGGUAUGCUGUGCUAAGCUUAAGGAGUAGUUAACAACUGAACAACUGUGUGCUUAUCAUGCUUGUAGUAUCCAGUAUCGCUCAGGUAUGCUGUGCUUCAACUGGAGGAGUAAUGAAGUGCUAGAUAAACCUAUAUCUGAGAUAGACCCAGAACCCUAGGGUAAAAGUAGCUGCAGAGCGGUCUAAAUCUAAAAACCCACAGAAAUGUGGACUCUACCGCAACGCGUUUCGGCGCUACGAUGUGCCUUUGUCAAGAGUAUCACAAUUACAUAGUUUCAUAAAGAUAGAGAUUAUGUGAACAUAAUGUUUAAGACCCCUGGGACGUGAGGAUUCCCCAUUUACUGUUUCUGGCAUUCCUAAUUAAUUCACACUCUUGUCUGUGCCCUAUCACACCACACAAAGCACUUACGAGGACUUAAAGCAUAGGUUCACAUCCUGAGUCAGUUCUCCCUUUGGGUUGACGGUGAAGAUACGUACUUCGGGUACUCCCACCUCCUUAUAAGCCACAACGUCCUACAAAGGAAACAGCGGUGUAAGAGGAAGGUGGUGAUGGGGCAUUUAUUUUGAAGUAAAAAAGAGGGACAAGUAUAGAAAGAUGGGGUUGAUUUUAGAUAUGAGAGGAAAUAAAGGGCAAACACAUGAAUCUGAUGUUGUUGUUUUUGUUUUUUUCUAUCAUCUCCCUGUGGUUUCAUGCUAAAUACUUUUUAUUUUCAACACCAAGAUCACUUCAAGUAUAUUUGCUAAGAGUUCCUACGGAGAUCUGUGGAUUUUAAAUAUCCUUUUUUUGCGUGCGUGUUCCUUUAACUCACAUUGGGCCUGUUCCCAAAGGCUGCAUAAAAAGGUUGAGGGUUCGGAAAGAGCUGUCUGAUGUCAGAGAGACAUGAAAUCUUAAAACGCUCUGGUGUCUUCUCUAUGACCUCCCUGCAAAAUAAUAAAACACAGUCAGGGGUCGGUGAAUGUGAGAAAUGUGUGGAAAAAUAAAUGAAUGUAUAGAAUACACAGAGUUACACAUACCAUCAUUACAGCACGAUUCGGCAGUCAAGCCAUGAUGGUUUUAUCUGCUGUACUCACCUAUGCAGAGCAGUAAAGAGGCUGCUGGGAGAUAACAGUAACGGUCCAAGGGGAAGGGUAAGACCUCCUUCAUUUAUCCUCUGAAGAAAGUUCUUGGUGAGCUCGGCCAGACCCACUGAGCGUGCAGAGCAAUACACAAACUUGUAUCCAUUCCUAGGAGACACAAGUGGAGUCAACGGUUGGGCACAUUGGAAGCAAGUGAAUCAGAAAUACCCUGACUGUAGUACAUAUUAUAACUUGAUAUAGAACUGACCUUUCAAUGGCAUGAUAGAGUUGAACUAUUCCUUGCUGCGUCCAGUCUUUUCCAAGUUGUGGUAAAAUGUGACCAAGAGCAUCUGACCUGAAGGGUUACAAAGUUUGCGAAACAAUCUUCAGAAAUGGAACAUGACGAAGUUCUUAUAAGAAAUGUGACAGUUAGGUUAUUAGAUCCAAGAAGAGGCUUCAGGCACUCACAGAGUUCAAAUGCAAAGACGUUUUAUUGGAUCAAAAUGCAAAGAGCAACGUUUCGACCUAAACCAAGUUCUUGGUCAAGCGCAUAUAGACCUUGAAAAACUCUAUGAGCGCCUGAAGCCUUUACUUGGACAAAUCAUAUGCAACGGAUUUGCUGGUCCGGCUUAAAAUGCCCUGUGGUUUCUAGGAAUUGAGUGCAGUCUUCCUUCCUUUUUUGAGGUUAUUAUAGUGAGGUAUGUACUCACUUGGUGACUGUGCCAUCGAUAUCACUCACGAUGAUGCGAUCCUGGCUAUCCCAAAGAUAGAUCUGGGAUCGGGUGCGACAUGUCCCCUGAAAUUUAGUGCAAAUACUAAACACAACUUCAUUAGCCCCAUCUUGAAGGUUUAAACGUUCCUGUUGAGAGAGACAAUAAGAGUCAGGUGUUGCAAGAAAACCAGAGUACUUGCCAAUUAUUUUCACACAAGCUGGCCAAGAGCAUGAGAAAAAAAUAGUUGUUUUUUUCAGGUCAUCCACACGCCAGUCAAGAAUGUAGCGGAUAAUGUUACAACUUAGAGGAGGAUGACAAUGAGCACUGAGAAUAGGUAAAUUCAUAAACACGACUGCAGUGGAAAAGAAAAACCAUGUAUCCUACCAAAAGCGAGACGUAAUGAGACAAUAAUGUGAAGCUUCUACAAUGGAACUCUCACUUACUAUCUGCUCUGAAGUAAGACGUAGGGAUUUCCUGUACUGUGGAGGCUGUCCUGGUGUUUUGGAAGGCUCACUGGUAACAAUCGUCUCUGUCAACCUUCAAGUAAAACAUGAAAAAAGAUACUUGUCUAGGAAUACAGAAGAGAGACGAGAGAAAUGAAGGAAGGAAGACAACGGACUGAAAUAGGGCGACGAGGUCUCCCCUUUUUGGUAGAAAGGAAUUCUUGCCCUGAAAGAUGAUUUAAAAAAAUAAUAAUUUUGGAAAACGCUGAUCCUUUGCCGUGCAAUUAUAGUCCCAUUACUUUAAGAGGCAAGAAAAAAAUUGAGAGAACGUGAAAAACAGAUGGAGAAAUAAUUAAAGAAAAAAUCCUCACCUAUGUUGGUUGAGAUCUUCUUUCUGCUCCUCAGAUUCCUCAGUUUGGGGUGUUUGCUGCGUGAGUGAGAGUGAUGGAGAAAGUGGAGUGUGAGGUGGGGUAGGAAUGGAAGCACUGGGAUCAACUUAAAGGGAGAAUAUUAGAUUUAGGAGAAUGUAACGCUAUAAUAUAGAGAAAUCAAGAACUGUUUAAAGUAGGAAUGGAGAAAUUAUGAAUGGGAGAGACUGAGAAUAAACAACACAUUCUGGGAAUGAUGCCCGGUAACAUAGCUGCUUAUUGUGAAAUUUAAUGAAGAAGUAAAUCAGUUAGCGGGUUUUAUAUUAAGAUUUAAGUCAAUGUUAGGGGGUUACAUAUAAAGAAUUUGGUCAAUGUUAUUAAAGGGGUUUAAUAAGAAGAAUUUGAUCACUGUUAAGGGGUUUGAUAUGAAAAAUGAGGACAAUGUUAUUAAGAGGGUUUAAUAUGAAGAAUUAGGUGAAUGUUAUUAAGAGGGUUUAAUAUGAAGAAUUUGAUUAUUGUUCGAGAGUUUAAUAAGAAGACUUAGAUCGCUGUUAGGGAGUUUGAUAUGAAAAAUUAGAUCACUGAUAGGGGGUUUAAUAUAAAAUGUAUGUAAAUACUACAGGGUUUAUUAUAAGCUGCAGGCCAAUCUUAAAAUAAUUUGAAAAUACUAAGGAGAUUUUUAAAGAUGGCCGUAGUUGAUGUUUGUCGUAAGAUGCCAUUUAAAAAAAAAAAAAAUACAUUAGGAGUGGAAAAAAAAUGUAGUGGAAAUAUAAUUAGGGUUAUUUACUGAAGCGGGAAUUUGAAGUAAAUUUCAGCUUUAAGGUCAGAGUAGCCACACUAAAAGCAUAGCUGACUUAGAGAAUUGUUCCAGUUUGUUGACCUUAAAGUUGACCUUCACUUUGAAUGCUCACUUUACUAAAUAAACCUGGAUGUGAUUGUAAGAAGGAGAAAGUGUGAACAGACAAUAGUACAAAAGAUGGAGCAAUUAGAAAUAUAAAGUGACCCAUGGUUUUGACUGUGUGUGAAAUUAGUUCUGCACUGACAGAUUUUAUAUUCUCACCAUAUGUUGAGGGAGAUCCUUUCGGCGCCAUGAGAACCACCAUCUUCCUGAUCUGGGGGGCAUCUUUUGGUAGACAAGCUGAUUAACUAUGUCCUGGCAAAAUAAUAAAGUAUUAGAAACAGCCUGGCAGAAAGGUGAAAUAUAUCCGAUGGUAAGUGAUUUUACCUUGGGUAGGUUUUCAUUAAAAACCUGCUUACACAGGAUGAUAGGGGCAGCAGUCGCCCAGUUAUAAAACCUGAAAAUAUAGGGGAAAAUAAGACAAAGCAGAGAAUUAGAUGUAGAAAAGGAAAUGCAUACAUGAGGAUAAUAGUGGAGACAUGGAAUAAACACACAAAAAAAUCAUAUUGAAGCAAAGGUAUUAAAAAAAAAGCUAUAUAAAACCAAAUACUACGAUUCGAGUUUAAUGUCGGCCUUACUUGUCGUGUAUCCGUAACACCAAUCUAGUGUCUUCUAUAAGCAAAGGAUUUUUACAGAAUUCUGAAUACGAUAUCUGGUGUUUCAGGAACCUUUCUGUGUUUGGAGAAGAAAUAACUGAAAUGACUUUUACAGGAAAAAAAAUGAACACCCGAUUCAGUGUACCCGAUAGUACGACAGAGACAAAAAGUAAGAAUAUGCAAAACAUACAGGGAGCUACAGCGGGAUGCACGCUCCUUUAAUUCUCAACAUCUCACAAAACAUCAUUACUCGAGAAACCCAUGCAUACUUACCCAUGGGAAUGUCCCAGGUGUCUGUUAGCCCACCGCACAAUGACAGUUCUAUGUAGUUCUCCUGGUGCCUGACCAAUGCCUCCUCAUUCUCAUCCGAGUCUUGUUCAGAGAUUCUCUGGUGCGGAGGUGGGGCUGGCAGUGGGUACGGAUCACUGCAGUGACAGAAUUUGGGUUUUGAAUUUAGUUAAAAAAUAUUAUUACUUCCCAACUGUUCUGCAUUUCAACUGACCUAUUUGGGAAAUAGAGAGACACUUCCUGGGAUUCCGGAGAUAGAAGGUCCUCAGGCUUUGGAGUUGGUGGAUUAAUGGGAGGGUUGGCACAAGCUAGACGUGAAAAUCAGGUGAAAUGUCAACAUAGGAUAAUUAUUAUAAUUUAAAAAAAGAGGAUAGAAAGAAGAGAAAAUGGACCAAAAUGUAAUGAAGCUAAAAUGUUAUGGAGAGUAGAAGGCACACAAAAAAAUGAAACGGAAAUCUUUAACAUUUUAUGAAUGGAAAUUAGAUGAUUAGAUUAGAAAAAAAACUAGCUAAACAAAAAAAUAGACAUGUUUGACUAUUGAGACUGUAGUAGGAAAAACAUACAUAAACUAUUUCUUGAUUCUACUUUAGCUCACCAUCCUGGUUCAGGAUUUGGGGUGGGUCCUCCAGUGCUGUGGGACCCAGUGCAUCGUAGCUUGUUGUUGAAGGUUGGUCUGCUGGCUCUUGGAAGAAUGAAGAUUGUGACUUAAGAGUUUCCCAGUUGGUGGGGCUUGGGGGUGCAGAUUGUGAAAUUUGGGGUAUUAAUUCUGCCCGGCUCACCUG
Molecule: messenger RNA, 22984 nt
Organism: Pelobates cultripes (western spadefoot toad)
Lineage: Eukaryota; Metazoa; Chordata; Amphibia; Anura; Pelobatidae
Source: the annotation of a GenBank genome assembly